GGACAACUGCUGAUUCAUUCUUACAUCUUGGCAGGUCAGCAGAGACAUUUCGGUGCACCUGUUCUCAUCUGACACAGCUUAAAAAAUAAGCUGAGGCUGACAGGGCUGCUGAGGCGAUAGCUGCUACAGACUCUGACAAUUCAGCAGAGUGGGAACUCUUUUCAACAGAGGCUCCUCUGAGCGUGACGGGUCAGAGAAAAACAACAGGAAAAUGAAGCCUUUAAAAAUCACAGCAAGCCUCCUCCUGCUUUUUCAAGCGUUUCACCUGGUAUGCCUGCAAAAUUCAACUGACUCUCCGGGACGCACAAUUGAUAAGGCCUGGCUCCGUCAGCUGCCCAGAAAUGAAGUCCAAAGUGAAAAUGCUGCAUCUAGCGGAGACGGUGGAUUUGAUCAGGGAACUGAUCAGGUAACAGCAUUCAACAAUGGCUUGAGCAGCGGAAUAUCAUCUGGCUUCAUGGCUGAAGAGGAGGAGAAUAUGACAAGCCAGGAUAAGAGUGCAAAUUCAAGUGAUUUCAGCACAAUCAUGCCCCAUGCAUUUGAAAAUGAAACAGCUGAAGAACCAAAAUUGCCAGUCGCAGCCAUCUCUCCAAGAAAUGUGAGCACAGAGUCUGCGAACUCAAGCCAAACCAACAUGACUUACCCUGAAGAGGAGUUUAACUCAACUAUGACAGCAGACAAGACAACUAGCGCUGGAGGCCUCUCCAAUAACACUAACUUACAGUCCACAACGACCACGGAAAAACCUGCAACAACAACUACCAAAACACCUGAGGAAGAUAAAGGAUUGAGAAACUUCACAGAAAAUACCAACACAUCUGUGACAACCACAGCAGUACCGGAGAUAAAUAGGUCAACCACUAUAACCACAGCAGCACCGGAGAUACAGGGGUCAACCACCAAAUCUUCAACUACGACUGAGCCACCAUCUGAAACCACACAAACAAGGUCUGAAACCACCACCACUGCAGUUUUAGACACACCGGAUUCGGCUAACAAGAAAAUUGCAAUCGGCUCGGAUCGGGGUUCUGUGACAGACACAGGUUCAGUAGUGGAUCCUUACAGGAGUAAAAGGAAUGUGGCUUGGUUGGCUGUGCUGGGAACAGCAGCUGUGACAGCCGUCGUGGGAUUGGUGGCCUACAUCAUUCUGAAAAAGAAACAUCAGAAAGCUUUCACUCACAGAAAGCUGGUGGAGGAGUACCCUUCAGAUCCAGUCCUCAGAUUAGACAACUGUGAACCUUUGGACCUGAACUAUGGCAGUUCAGCUUACUACAACCCAGGACUCCAAGGGGACAGCAUUCAAAUGACCAACAUUCCAGGACGAUGCUGAAACCUUAAAGGACUCCCUGGACCAACAAAUGGAUGCAUGCCAGAAAGAAAUUCAGAAAAUUGUCUUUUUUGGGGAAAGAAGAAUGUCAAGUGUUGGAAAAAGAACUGUUGUAGAGUGGCGCUUGCUAAUGGGAAAAAGGGAUCCAUUUACAAUAAACUAGGUUUCAGAUACAAACCAUGCAUUGUAUUUGCUAAGCCAGUCUAAAUUACACUGUGACAGCCAAAAUGAACUUUCUGCCAUUUAAGUAUGUUGCCAAACGGAAUCAAAUGAAGGCUUUCCAAUUUUCAACAUUUUAAAUUUGCUUUUGAUGAAAGAUAUAAAAGAUUGUACAACUGUUUUGAGAGUAUUUUGAAGGCAAAAAACACCAUAUGAAGCUGAGUAGAAGAAAAAAGAUUGAGAAUUUGGCUCCUGCUAGUGAAAAAAAAAUAGAAAAAAAAGACCUGCUGUUUUCCUACUUCUUAAAUACGAGAUAACACUGUGAUCAUUUAAUACAAAAUUCAGAAACCCUGAUGAGCAAUAAAUAUUUAUUUAUCAGUAAUCACCUGCUGUUACAACACAACACAGGACAUUACAAGUACCAUUUAAACUUCCAAUUUGAACUAUUCGGUAACUGGCAGUCACAGGCUGAGUUUGUGAAUUAACCUGACUAAAUAAAAUGAUUUAGUUUGUUUUCUGCACUACUGAAGGAGGCGGAGGAAAGCUGGAUGCCGUUUUGUUAUUCGUGGAAUGAUUUUAUUUCAUAAGGGGAGUUGUGUACUUAUUUCUAGCACUUUUUAGUUACAACAUAUUGCACUUUUCAAGUCUUCCAAUCUCUAGGUGUCCGAGCAGAGAUCUGAUAUAGCAUCAGCAUGGACUUUGGAGAAUUAAGUAGCAUUUACCUGCUUCAGAAAGCAGCUAUUAUUAAUCCUUCUUGUUCUCUUUAUGCUUCAACAUGGACCAGGGGGCCUUUUAAAAGAAAAGCAUAUAUUUUAAUAACAUAUAGAUGCUGUUUUGCCCUUUCACAAAUCACAUCUUUGUACUUUCAUACAUGCGUAAGUACGUACAUACAUACAUACUGUACAUAUAUAAACGAGAUAUUUUGAAAUGUUAUGAUUAGCUCCUUUCUAUUCCCGUACUUUGCUGUUUUACAUCAAAAUACACGUUCCAUCACAACUGUCAAGAAAAAUUACUCUCAAAAUAAAUGUUUUGGCUCCCUCUA
This is a messenger RNA of Xiphophorus hellerii (green swordtail), 2525 nucleotides long. Its product is annotated as mucin-15. The transcript has 5 exons. The record is from RefSeq and is a predicted model, not a curated record. NCBI's taxonomy places the organism in Eukaryota, Metazoa, Chordata, Actinopteri, Cyprinodontiformes, Poeciliidae. The coding region runs from base 212 to 1327 and encodes 371 amino acids.